UCUGUUCAUAUUCCAACAGGAUCUGUUCAUAUUUCAGCUGGUUCUGUCUACAUUCCAUCUGGCUCGGCUGCUGAAAGCACUGUUAUCACUAGAACUACUGGAAUCGUCACUGAAACUGAAGUUGUUAGUUGUGAUUCAGAAAAAUGUUCAAGCAGUACUAUUUUCUAUACUUCCAGUAUUGUGAUUGAAGAAACUAUUUUUUCAUCUACUAUUGAAGGCUUAAGCACUUUGAAGGGUAAUUUGGCUGAAACUAGUUCAUUGGCCACCGGCGAUUAUUCUGAAAGUGGUAAAAUUGACGAAGCCAGUAAUACAGUUGUCAAUGAAAAAGUCAUCGACCAUCCUCUUCCAUCUUCCUCCGCUACAACCUUGGUUGAAGCUAUCAAGGAAAGUUCAACUCCAUCUUAUGGCACAGUUGCCACUUCCAAAGACUAUUCUUAUGAACAAGCAAGUACAUUGACAACCAAAGAGAUCAACGCAGGUACAGGCGAAGUCUCAUCUUCGUUAUAUGUUGAGAAUCCUGAGGCUGUAUCAACCAGUGUUGAAUCAUCCCCAAAGGUUUCAUCUUACGUUCCAGAACAGCCUACAAUUGAAGUUGCCACAGCAAACGGUGCCGCCAUCCCCAAGGCUGCCAUCUCUUCCACUGUUUUAUGUUUCUUGGGUCUUUUAUUACUUUAA
Messenger RNA from Ascoidea rubescens DSM 1968, 675 nucleotides. RefSeq lists its product as uncharacterized. The record is from RefSeq and is a predicted model, not a curated record. The annotation marks the transcript as partial. NCBI's taxonomy places the organism in Eukaryota, Fungi, Ascomycota, Saccharomycetes, Ascoideales, Ascoideaceae. The transcript has a single exon.